UUCUGUGAAAACGGGUUAAGAAUGGCUUCUUGGCAAAAUGAACAUCUCUUCCUAUCCACAAAACUGGAAUAUUUGAUGAAGUCCAAAUGUCUGUCUGAUGUAAUAUUCGUUGUGGGCAAGCCUCCUGAACAAGUCCAAUUUCCUUCUCAUAAACUUCUCCUUAGUAUCUACAGUGAUGUACUUCAGGCCAUGUUUUGUAAUUAUUCGGAGACGAAUAACGCAGCUGUUCAGAUUAUCAACGUCGAGGAUACAGAAGUGAAUAUUUUUGAACAACUGCUCAUAUUUAUUUACACAGAAAAGAUUGAUGUCGAUUAUUUACCCGACGUAUUUAAAGUUUAUUAUUUAGCAGAAAAAUACAAUAUAUAUCCUUUAAUGUUCCAUUGUAUGACAAUAAUGGAAGCGGAACUCGCUGCAGAUAAUGUUUGUAUUGCCUAUCACAUAUCACUUCUUAAUAAAGACAAAGAUUUGGCUAAAAACUGUGCAGAAAUAAUAAAAAAUGAAACGGUAGCAGUGCUGAAUUCUAACGCUUUUUUGAAAUCAUCUGUUGAAGUAGUGGAAAAAAUCGUAUCUUUCGAUUUUCUUAAAAUCCCAAAUGAACUUUUUCUCUUUGAAGCCAUUCUGAAAUGGGUUAAAGAAUUUGCUAAGAGAAAAUGUAAAACACCAAUACCUAGUGUUUCAAGAAAGAUAUUGAGAUGUAUUUUGCCUCAUAUAAGAUUUCUUACCAUGACUCGUGAUGAACUAUUUAGCAGUCCGGCAUCGAGCGAAAUUUUGCUAAAGGAGGAGAUCGCGGCCAUAGCUAUGCAUAUAUCCCAUCCAAAACUGUUUCCUGCUUUGCCAAAAUGGUGCAACUGGAAGUAUAAAAAUAGAAUUGAAGAGGAUAAAAUAGUUGAAAAGUCGUUUAAAUUUUGCAAUUCAUACAAAUUAGAUAACAAACUUUCGAACGGAGAUGCAAAAAUAAUUAUGAAAUGUUUCAUUAAGCCAUAUGUGACAGAUAUUAAAUUGAAUGUUCUCACUUUAUGCUGUGAAAAAUUGACAAAUGCUCCAGACAUCUAUAUUGGCGAACAAACUGAAACUCCUCGAUUGGCAGAGUUUAAGGAAGCGAAAAAUGAUAAAUCCGAUUCAAAAUAUACGAUUGAAUUUAUAAAACCAAUUACAAUGAAGAAGAAUUUGAAUUACUAUGUCAAAGUAUUAAGUAAAGAAUCCGUGAUCGUGUGCGAAGAAUCGAUUUGCUGCGAUAAAUUAUAUAAUGCUUUCUAUCUGGGUGUAAUUUAUGUUCAGAAUAGUAAUUGUCAUUUGUGUAGCAUUUCGUUUUCAGUUGUUAAAGAAAAUAAUUUCAAAGAUUUACAAAAUAAUAAAGAGAAACCUAUAAUGAACGAAAACAUAAUAGUUAAAAAUGCUAUUGAUACAGGAGUAUUGUUAAAUAAUCACAAAUCUUCUAGCAAAGCAGAAAAGCCUCUUCUGAAUAACAACAAUUUUUCAACUAUUUCAAUCCCUGAUAUUACUAAAUUGAGGAAACCUCAAAUAUUACAAUUGGAUGACCAAGCGCUUAAACUUGACUCUACCACGCAGGAAGAACGCAAUGCGCACCUCGUAGAAGCCAUGAAAAAGUUGUCGAUGGUAAUCCCUUCCCAAAUACCUGUAAGCCUGACCGAUACACCCAAAGGCUUGUUUAACGAAAAUCAGCACUAACGUAAGAAAACAAGACUACAAUGCGCCAACGCAACGCAAUCAUAGACUACAGACGACAUGAUGAAAUUGCAUUGAUCAUGGAGGUGAUGCUGGAACUUUACCUGGCGCCGUUCUCAUGUAGCUUAAAAAAGGAUGAUUACCUACAAAAAACGACAAAAUUUCCUAGCUAUGGUGAUUUCUAGUAACUGUGAACGAAUCAAAAGGCUGCAAUUCGCGCUUAAAAAAAAGUGGAAUAUUGCAAGAAAUUCACGACUUUCUAGUAAAAAAAGAUUAACGAGAACAUUUAUUAGCUUACAUACAUACGACUUGAAUCUUACACAAAAGGCAUCUGCUAUCAUGAACAAUUGACGAAAUAAAAGUAUACAUUUAUCAGAUAAUAGACAAAGACUCAGUUUGUAAGCAAUUUACCUUUUGUAUAUACAACUGACAAGGUUAUCUUUCAAAUUAUAAACAGACUCGAUCCUGAGCGGUCUUUUUACAAAAAAUGAACAGAUAGCGCCUAACUCAAGCGCGGUUUACAAUAACGAAUAUGAUUAAUCUUAAUACUAGCUCAGUUGUUAUUUGGAGUUGCAUGUCGGGUAAAGGACCAGGCAUCUGGUUGAUGCAGGAAUGAAUAGUCAAGCUGUUCAUUCUUACAUUAAUUCCCAGAUAUACGUUUACGUUUUGGAGAAAUUUCUUACUCCAUCCAUCGAAAAUAUGUUUGGUGGUAAUGAUAUCAUUUUCCAAAAUGACAACGCGUCUUGUCAUAGGGCUCGAACCGCUAACAAUUCCUUCACCAACAAAACUUCAAUACAAUACAAAGAAAUGUAAACGAUUGGAAUAUUUUUAUUGUAUCAAUAAUAUCUAAUAUCGUUUAGUUAUCUAAAUGCUAUAUUUGCUAAAUAAAAAAUGCAAAAUAUCCGAGUUUUUAUGAGUUUUUACUGAAAGUUCGUUGGAUUGAUUUUUAGUCUGAAUAGUAAUAAU
This is a messenger RNA of Centruroides sculpturatus (bark scorpion), 2652 nucleotides long. Its product is annotated as BTB/POZ domain-containing protein 6-like. The transcript is spliced from 3 exons. Gene Ontology annotation, biological process: neurogenesis. Gene Ontology annotation, molecular function: protein binding. Bases 22 to 1689 code for a protein of 555 amino acids. Gene Ontology annotation, cellular component: cytosol; P-body. The record is from RefSeq and is a predicted model, not a curated record. NCBI's taxonomy places the organism in Eukaryota, Metazoa, Arthropoda, Arachnida, Scorpiones, Buthidae.